Messenger RNA from Ilex paraguariensis (yerba mate), 2803 nucleotides. NCBI's taxonomy places the organism in Eukaryota, Viridiplantae, Streptophyta, Magnoliopsida, Aquifoliales, Aquifoliaceae. The record is from the annotation of a GenBank genome assembly.
UGUCAAAACGUUUCUGUUCCUUAGGUAAUUGAAGUAAUGCAUCGAAACGAAAUUUUGAUCAUUGCCUUUAGUAAUGUGUUUUAGGCCAUUGAUAUUAUUGAAGUAUAAAUAGUUAAGUUACAUCCUCUUCAACAGCUUAAGAUUUUGGAAUAGAUAGUUGUUUAAUAUAGUAUCAAAGUAAGAGGUCUUUGUGUUCGAAUCUCUUCAUCACCCUAAUUAUUAAAAAGAUUUUCAUGUGCUAGGCCCUAAAUUUAGCCAGCAUGUGAGGGGACGUGUUAAAGUACAAAUACUUCAGUUAUAUCCUUCACACAUAUUAAACUUUUGGAGUAGAUGGUCAUAAACUAUAUUGACUUUAGAUUUACAUAGUACUAAACUUUUCAGUUUCAGACUUAUCUAACUUUAAGUAUAAAUAUCUAUUUUGAAAUAUCUAUAUGCCUUGUUAUUUUUUAUGUAGUUUGUCAUCUCUCUCUCUUGCUCUCGUUGAAACUAGCCCUAAUUCCCUAAACUCAGCAUCUUUUUUUCCCAAAAAAGAAACCUUUUUUGUUGUUCAAUGAGUCCCCAACUGUGAAAUUAGCCUUUGAUUCUAAGAAAUAUACUUAUGUAGCUUUGUUCCAGUCUCCAUCUCUCUAUUAUUCGUAUUCUUUUUGACUCUAUUUAGGAAUCUUUUCACAGGAUGUUGAAAUUGGUUAAGGAUAUGAAUAACUCUUAAAGUAGGUUUAGAAAAUAUUGUGUAUAUGUACUAUAAUAUAAUGUUCAAAAUUGACUAAUUUUUCUAAUAAUCUUGCUGUAAUUAAUGCGGUUGAACUAGUUAAAAUGAGUUGAAUUUGUGGGGCCUUGACAUAAUGGUAAGGCUGCUCCACUGAGCGCCAAGGGAUCAAGUCACAAAAACAGCCUCUCAGUUCCUUGAGUCUCCCCAAACUCUGUAGUGCCACGAGUGUCUUGUAGUGGGCUGCUAUUUUUUUAUUUUUUUUUUGUGUGCGCUUCGCAAGGGAAUUAGCUGUUUUUGUAGAAUAUAAGUGAGAUGCUACUGAGAUCUAUAGAUGUUGUAUUUUCGUGAAAUUUUCUAAUUUUUUUGUAUGCAAUGGAAUUGUAUGGAAUUGUCUGGAAUGAUAGGCAAAUGAAAGACAUUUUCAAGAUUCUUAUUCAUCCACGUGCAUCUUGUUUGCUUGAAUCCUGCGCUUUGCUUUGCGCGGGGGACACUUGAGACCUUGGUAUUUUGGUGCAAUUUUCAUCUUAAAUAAUGUUGGGCAUGGGCUCAUUAAUAUAUAUCUUUCAGGUUGUCACCCUUUAUUGCCCUCCAUUUGUUUGCUGGAUCUGAAACAAUAGUCCCAUUCAUGUUAUUUCCUUUUAAAUAUUUGUGCCUUGUUGAUCUGUUAUGAAUAUGAAUUUGAUUAUUAUUUUUUUCUUCCACAAUGUGAUAUGUGUGGGGUCUUUUUAGGGUUUGAAGAUGAUAUUUGAUUAUGUUGUUGUGUUACAUUAAAGUUCUAAUUAUAUUUACAAGAAAAUUUAAAGUACUUUGUUUGGUUGUACUUCUCUCUCUCUUCUCCUCUCUCUACCAACCCUUGAACCCUUGACCUUAUGGUGAGAAUUGUACUCUGUUUGGUUGUACUUAAGUUGUCCUCGUAGUGUUAUUUGUCAUUAGAUUUUAUCGAUAUCCAUAUGCCAUUAAGUAAUAUAUGCAGUUAGGCACAAAAGUUGGGAGAAUAAUGUGUUGCUAAAGAAUGAAAUAACCUUAACUUCCAAUAAUAUUAAAAUUACACUUUGUAUUCCAAUUUGUCCACUACGAAUAAAGGGUUCAUUAUCUAUGUAAUUAGAAAAUGUUACCAAUAUAAGAACAGUAGUAAGGAUCAAUCAUGGAGAUUCAACGUGGGUCCUUUGAAUGGAAGAAAAGUAGUAAUUUGGUUUUCACUUUCUUUGCAGAAAUCAAAGAUGAAUUAUCGUGCAUGGAAUCAUCGUUGCUGGUUAGUUUCUUACAUGUCACUGGAUCAGGUACUGCAUGAGUUCAAAAAAUCUCAAGAUUGGGCUGGAUUACAUGUUGCCGAUAACUCUUGUUUUCACUACCGUACACGGUUAAUGCUCAGAAUGUUGGAGGAUUCAUGUCAUAGACAGGAUUCUAUAGCAUGCUUCAGUUACUGUGCAGAACUUUAUGAAGUGUGGAAGGAAGAGCUCAAUUGGAAUGAGAUGCUAAUAAAACGCUAUAUAGGAAGAGAGGCUUUGUGGCUUCAUCGCCGCUUCCUCUCCAUAUGUUGGAUAAAUCAUUUUGCAAGAACCAGUACCGGCGAUGUGUCCUGCCAUAUUGAUCACAAAAUUGGCAGACAUUGCGACUUUGAUAUGUUUAUGAAUAAUGAAUUACAACUCUUCCGCUCCUGCACAACUAUUGUUGAUGAUGACUUUGAGGAUUAUCAAGCGCAGGCAACGUAUUCCGCCAUUUACAUAUUGUGGCUCACAAAGCAAAUAUCACCCCGUUUUGGAUUUGAGCUUCAAAAAAAACUACGAGCAGGUGAGCUGGAGAUACUGCUUAGUAAGGUCUCAGAAAAGACCUCCGUUUGGGAUUUUUUAGGCGUGGAAUGUGGAAGCAAAUAACCUUUGUAGCAUGAUUUGGGUUGUCCUAUUCUUGUGGUAAAUGUAAUGUCUUGGCGCUCUGAGCUUAUUUUAACGAGUGUCAACCAUGCAUAGUCUGAACUACAUGAAAAGCUGUUACCAUCUUGCAUUCAAAACACUUCUAACCGAACUGACAAUUUGUAUAAAGAUGACAGGAACGCCAGAUAAGUUUUAUCCAAAAUGAAAAUUGAAAUUCCAUCUU